UUUUCUUUAUUUUUAUUCUUGGUGGCUUCUUCCUAAGAUGGCAUCAUCACGAUACAGCCUCGACAGCAGAACAACCUUCGCUGGGUCCCCGAUCAGCCCUUCAACAACACAUGCCAUUCCCAAGCUGCAUGGUGAAGGACUGGGUCUGUUACACAACUGGGAAAAGUCUCCUCGCAGUCGCACCAUAUUUCGGAGUUGGCGAGAUGACACGACUCAAGAAGGCCAAACACCAGCCAGGAGAUCACGGGUCCUUAUAAUCACGUUGUACCUUCUCGCCUUCUUCACCGUCCUAAUCUGCAGCUGCGCGACAUGGGGCAUCGUCGCCUAUUCCACAUUACAUACAUCUUCUCAGUGCAACUCUCACGUCACGAGCGGGAAAGAGGACACCCUCCACCUCGCCUCAGACAUCAGCGGCCUUGUGCCAGAAUUCUCCCUCCGCCCCCAAACCUUCCACCCUGACCCCGAGGCCCCAAACAACAGCACCACCCCCCCUCCCGCCUGGACCUCCUCCUUCCCCCUCGGCAACGGCUUCAUCACCACCCCACCCAACUUCACCCCCUCCGGCAAUUCCCACCUCCCUCCCCCGAUGGAGUUCCAUAACCAGCAAGUCUACUCGGUGGCUGUCUUCCACCAGCUUCACUGCCUGCAGAUGAUCAUGACGAGGUACAACUCGCUUGUUGCGGGUGAUGUUAAGUAUAAAAGAAUGCAAGGGCAUGAUGAUGACCAGAGCCACAUCAACCACUGCUUUGGCUACCUGAGACAGAGCCUCAUGUGUUGCGGUGAUACCGCGCUUGAGGGGCAGAAUCCGGAGACGGAGGGGCAAAAGGUCGAGACCGAUGGGAUGGGGGUGGUGCACAUGUGCAAGGACUUUCAGGUGGUUGUGGAAUGGGUGGAGGGGAGGAGGGUUAGUGACGAGAGGGGGGUUUAG
This is a messenger RNA of Podospora pseudopauciseta, 928 nucleotides long. RefSeq lists its product as uncharacterized. Gene Ontology annotation, biological process: mycotoxin biosynthetic process. The coding region runs from base 38 to 928 and encodes 296 amino acids. The transcript has 2 exons. Lineage: Eukaryota; Fungi; Ascomycota; Sordariomycetes; Sordariales; Podosporaceae. The record is from RefSeq and is a predicted model, not a curated record.